Branchiostoma floridae (Florida lancelet) is the source of this 1736-nucleotide messenger RNA. Its product is annotated as polypeptide N-acetylgalactosaminyltransferase 5-like. NCBI's taxonomy places the organism in Eukaryota, Metazoa, Chordata, Leptocardii, Amphioxiformes, Branchiostomatidae. The transcript is spliced from 8 exons. The coding region runs from base 137 to 1531 and encodes 464 amino acids. The record is from RefSeq and is a predicted model, not a curated record. Gene Ontology annotation, cellular component: Golgi apparatus.
CUGGCUCUCUCUAUUUCAGAAUCCAGUCAACAUUCUUUAAAAAAAAUGCCAUCCAUGUAAGAAACGCAGCUAAACUAGACCGUUACUGCAGUUUACUAUAAAUUCAAAAGGCGGCGCCCUUUCGCCAUCUUGAAACAUGACCUCGAAUUACGCGGUCGAACGAUCCACUACCAAUAAGGAGGUUCUAAAGGUGAUCUUUGUCGUCUCGCUCAUAUGGCUGUCUAUCGGGGUCACCCUGUGGCAACUCAUUGUCUCAGUGGACGGACGAUCAGUCCAUGCAAUUCACAGCGAAAACGCAUGGGGUGAUUUUGUUCUGGACAAGGAUGACAUGUUGGACAGUGGCCGUGAGCAAACCGUUCGGAUCGCUAAGCUGAGGGACACAGGGAGGGAUGAUGACGGUGUGAAAGAGUCAAAUGACGAAGAAAACAACGACGAAAGUGACGAAAAGGACGAGAGAGAGGUCAUCGACCCCGCCCCUCACCUGCAAGCACCCCCCGCGAAGCGUGACGCACCUGGAGAGGAGGGAAAUGGUGUAGAGGACCAACCUGGCACCCCGGAGGAGAAAGCGAAGUACAAGGAAGGACUGAAACUCCACUCCUUUAACGAGUGGGCCAGCAGCAAGAUCUCUGUCCAUCGCAGUCUCUUAGAUUUCAGACAUGAACUGUGCAAAGCAAAGAAGUACUACCGACCUCUUCCACGAACCUCAGUCAUCAUCAUCUUCUACAACGAGGCGUGGUCCACGCUGCUGCGCACGGUGCACAGCGUGUUAGAGAGGACCCCUAGCGAGCUGCUGCGGGAAGUCAUCUUAGUGGACGACUGCAGCACUUUCGACCACCUUCAGGCCCCCCUGGAUGAGUACGUAUCCCAGCUGCCCGAGGUGCGGAUCAUCCGCAGUCCGACCAGACAGGGGCUCAUCAGGGCCAGGCUACUGGGGGUCAAACAUGCCAGAGGGGAGGUCCUGACGUUUCUGGACUCCCAUUGUGAGUGUAUGUACGGGUGGUUGGAGCCGUUACUGGAGAGGAUCUCCCUGAACCACACCGUGGUCCCCUGGCCUGUCCUGGACAUGAUACAGCACAAUGACUUCGCCUAUCUCUUCCAUGGUGUGAAGGGUGUGUUGUCUGUCGGUAGUGUUGACCUGGUAGACCUGAGGUUCAACUGGCACGCAGUUCCUCAGAAGGAGUUCCGAGCGAGGAAGUCUAUCAUCGACCCUAUCAGGUCACCUACCAUGCCGGGCGGAGUUUUCUCCAUCCACAAGAAGUAUUUUGAAUAUUUGGGAGGUUACGAUGACGGCAUGGAGAUAUGGGGAGGGGAGAACAUCGAGCUCUCCUUCCGGAUCUGGCAAUGUGGCGGUACCAUCGAGUUAGUGCCCUGUUCUCACGUGGGUCACGUGUUCAGGGUGACGUCACCGUACAGCGCCCCUGUCGACAAGUGGAUGAAGAACAACAAGAGACUGGCCGAAGUCUGGAUGGACGACUACAAGAAUGUCAUCUACAGGAAGCACCCAGACUACAAGACGGUUCAGUACAUUUAGUGUCAUGGUUUUAACAGGGUUUCGUAUUAUACGUCAAGGCAUGAAAAGUCUAGCACUAUUUCCAGUGACAUAAUUUUGCAGUACUCAACAGCUCGAGUCAUAUUUCAUUAUUCGGAGAAGUCUGUAUUAUUCUAUAACUGUAAUAGUGCUUGUAACCAUGCAUUACAUACACAAAGACAAACACAGGCACACACAAACACACUGA